AUGGUCGGCGGUGGUCCAGACGCAUUCAUAGGAGCGGUUCAUCGAAAGGCUGCAGCGCUCGACGGGGAAAUCGACCUUGUCGCUGGAGCGUUCUCUGCAUCACCUGAAAAAUCGCAGCAACAGGGGGCUGAGUUGUUACUUGACCCUAACCGCGUAUACGACUCAUAUCAGGAGAUGGCGGAAAAAGAGAGUGCCUUGCCAGAAGGGGAGCGUAUCGACUUCGUGUCCAUUGUGACGCCAAACCACGUUCAUUUUGAGGUCGCUAAAACAUUCAUCGAAGCAGGAUUUCAUGUCGUUUGCGAUAAACCGAUGACAACGACGCUAGAAGAUGCGGAAGCACUUUGCGGGUUAGUGAAGCAGCACGAUGCGGUCUUUGUGUUGACGCAUAACUACACCGGUUAUCCGAUGGUAAAGCAAGCCCGUGAGUUGGUAUCACAGGGACUGCUCGGAUCGGUUCGGAAAAUUGUUGUUGAAUAUCCACAGGGAUGGCUCGCAACAUUCUUGGAGGGCGAAGGUGCAAAGCAGGCAGUUUGGCGGACAGACCCAAGCCAAGCGGGGGUUUCAUCCUGUAUCGGGGACAUUGGAUCACAUGCAGAAAAUCUCGCUCACUACAUUACUGGCUUAGAGUUAGAGGAGAUCUGUGCGGACUUGACUACCUUCGUUGAGGGUAGACAGUUAGAAGAUGAUGGGAAUAUCCUAGUCCACUAUAAAGGCGGCGCACGGGGAGUGCUGUACGCCUCGCAGAUCUCAGUCGGUGAAGAGAAUAAUCUUCGUAUCCGUGUCUAUGUCGGGAUUAAGUUCGGGCUUGAAGUCCAUCCGACCGAGAUUGCCUUCGACAUCGUGAGUUCGGAGCGCGCCAUCGAAGCAGUCAAUGGACGUGAAACGUUUGGGUUCAACUACGAUCCAAGCCAUCUUGGUUAUCAAGGUGUUGAUUACGUCGCAUUUAUCGAGCGGUUUAGCGAUCGCAUCUACCACGCCCACAUGAAGGAUGUGUGGUGGUCGUCGACACCGCGUCUCUCUGGUGUCUUUGGUGGACACCUGAAUUUCGGCGAUGCCCGGCGGUAUUGGGAUUUCCGGUCAAUCGGUCGCGGCAACAUCGAUUUUGAAGAAAUCAUCCGUGCGCUCAAUAAUAUUGAAUAUGAUGGACCUCUCUCCAUCGAAUGGGAGGACAGCGGCAUGGAUCGGGAGCACGGCGCACGGGAAGCGUGUGCCCAAGUCAAAAGCUACGACUUUGAGCCCUCCGCUCGCGCGUUUGAUUCGGCGUUUGAAGAGUAG
This is a messenger RNA of Geodia barretti, 1275 nucleotides long. NCBI's taxonomy places the organism in Eukaryota, Metazoa, Porifera, Demospongiae, Tetractinellida, Geodiidae. The record is from the annotation of a GenBank genome assembly.